GAGCAUGCAGUUUUGACCGACAUGACUGGUCCUUGGUUGGGGUGGGUUCGCUGUGCCCUCCAGUGUGCCCCGCCUGGGCAGAACUUUCCCGGAGUCUCAGGGGCAUUUUUUCCUUCUGCUUAGGAUUUCGGGGAUAUGCUCAACGGAUUGAUUGUGUUUGGGUUAUCACUGCAGGAGAGGGAUGAGGCGCAAGUGGGGGGGCAUUUCCCUGAUUUAACUUUUGUGCGUGGAAGGAUGUGUUGUUUAUUCUGCCUAUGGGGACGUAUAACCAAUAUUGUGGAAAUCCGCUUCUCAAGGCAAGCUAGCGGUGGGAAACGUUUUUUACUGGGGCUGGCGCAGGUUUCAGCAGAGAAGGGCUCUGUGAAAGGAGAGGGGGACUUCACCUUGAUCAGCAAUGUGCAAGGUAUCCCAAAGGUGGUUGGGUUAUCUUCCACCAAGCAUUAAUCCACACCUGACAAUGGUCUGUAACGUCACCUCCCUUUCCCCCCCCCCCCUGGAGAACCAUGGUACAUUAACUGUUUACCAGCCUAUCACUUGUUUUCAAUUACUGCAGGUUCUUCCACAGAACAAGAAACAUCAAUCGGAGAAGCCCCCCCAAUGGACAUGACCGAUCCAGAGGAUGAAAAUGCCGCAGACGAUCCAGAUUUAACUCAGAUAGAGGAGUUCCCGGAGGUGACAGGACAGGGUGCAGAGGAUCCGCAAGGAGAUCUGAACAAUCCACCAGCAGUGGAACAACCGCAGGUCCCCACGGCACAACUGUCUCCUGCUACACGCUUAGAAAAGGCGCGCACCAGAACCAGGCGCGUCUCUGUCCUCACCAACGUUGCAGAGAGAAUGCUAUCUCAGGCACAGAGGGAGGAACAAAACAACAGAAAGGAACGUGGAGAAAUUCUGGAGGCAACCAGCCAUUGGCGUGCAGCCAUGGAAUCAGAGACAAGAUGGCACGAGGACAUUAUCAGGGAGGCAAGAGAGGAUCGUAGGGCUUUUAUUGAGGCACAGUCACAAAAUAUGGAGGGGCUUAAUAGGGCUGUCGGUGCCCUCAGCUCCUUGACUGAACUCUUUGUCAGGGAGCAAAGAGCAGGCCCGGUUGCAGAAACUUCCCAAAAUGCCAACAGCAAAACACGCGAUAACGAUCAUGAGAAGGCACCACUAAGAAAAAGGGCUCGGAUCAUUAAAAAGAGAGAAAGAUAUGAUCCAUCCCUCUGAGCCCCACAUGUUUUUCCGGUGCAGCAUUUGGGUUGGAAUCUGCAUAUCACACGUAUCAUUGCUGUUGAAAUUAUGUUUGUCACAGCUGUAAUUGUGUUUUUCGAUGUUGGCGAGGGGUUGACAAUGGCCAUUGAAAAAAAUUGGUUUUUGUUUCCCACCGCAAUCCAGGUGCGGUUUGCCAGAUCUAUUUUUUGACCACGGUUGUUUGAAAUGUUGACCCAUGGGAGAAACUACACAGUUUUAAAUUUGUUUUUUAUUCUUUUCAAAACUUGAAAGAUUACAUGUGAGGCAUCAUAUGGACACUUAACUAACAUGCAUGUUAAAUAAAUCUUUUCUACAUCUCCUUAAACCUUGACAGCACAUUAUCAAUGUCGGACCUCAAUUUCUUGUUCUCCUCAUUCAAAUUCCUCACAUUGUUUUCUAGCUUCUUCACCAAGGCCUGCAGGCUGUCCAUCCUUCUGUUGGUUUUCUUUGCUGUGGAAACAAAAGGUGUAAGCGCAGAGUGGCCACUUCUGUGUUCACAAACGUUGUAAGUCAUUGAUGGUUACUUACCGCAGCUGAGGCAUGUUCCCACUGCCUUGUGAACAGUCUCCAGUAUCUCAAGGGGCUGUUCCCUUGCCAAAGAUGAAGAAGGCACAUUUACAGUGUGUAGUGGACACCGCGCUUGAAUGCAUUCCUCACAGGGGUCACCUGAAAAGGGGGUUUGGAGAACUUGAUUUAAUUUUGUUCAUUGUCAUUACAGAGCACGUGUUUAACAUGUGGCAGAAUGACGGUGUAGUUAGUUCCAUUUGUGUACCUGAAUGCUCAGUCAGCUGUUCUGGUGGAAUCACUGCUUGCUGAGGUGUGACUUCUUCAUUGAACUCGGAGCAGUUUCCCUCUUCUUGCUUCACUGCCUCAGAACUGGGUUGCAAGGCCAUUUCAUCCAUUGGCACGGUCACCUCUGAGCCUGUUUCCUCCGUGGGCUCCUCCUCCCCCUCAUGUCUGUAUGAUGUUGCUGGAGAAACACAUGAAGAGAAUUAAAACAUCAGUAAGAGCAGUAUUGAUGAAAUGUUAUGAACAAGGAAUUCUGACUAAUUCAAAAAAUGGGGCAAGGGAAUGUUGAAAUGCUGAUCACCCUAGGCAACCGAUGCUGUAUCAUGUGUAGGGAUUUAGGGAAUGCCGUUUAGAUUAGAAGGCCGGUUUGGGAUCUUGGGCAGGGAGGGGGGGGAAUACCCAUGGAGGAAUGAUAAGGGCUGAGGUGUGUGGAAUGCUGUUUUUACUUACCGCACAGUAGCCGAGUCAUCUUUAAGAGAACACAUUAAAAAUAUGUGCCGACAUAAACCAUAAACCUUUCCCAAAGAACAGAAACAAAACAACUUUUAAACAUGGUGGGAUAGUCUUCAAGGACAGGGCACAGUCCCAGUGCCGUUCAGUGCCACGUGUUCCUGUGUUCCAUGUGCUGAUCCCAACACAGCAUGCCUGUUCUGGGGUUUUUCCUUGAAAACUUCCAUCCAACAUUCCUCUCAUUCAGGAAAUUGGUGCCUUGUACCAACAUACAUUUCCAUCUUA
This is a messenger RNA of Eublepharis macularius, 2754 nucleotides long. RefSeq lists its product as uncharacterized. NCBI's taxonomy places the organism in Eukaryota, Metazoa, Chordata, Lepidosauria, Squamata, Eublepharidae. Bases 598 to 1206 code for a protein of 202 amino acids. The transcript is spliced from 3 exons. The record is from RefSeq and is a predicted model, not a curated record.